AGAACUCUCCCUAACUUUGCUUUAGCUUUCAAGACCACUAUAACCAAGCCACAAAUUCAUCUGGAUAAAACAAUAUUUCGAUUAUAAAAUCCUAUAUAUUUCCUUAUUAAACUUAAUUGUCAUAUACACGAAGCCAAAAUGGCGGAAGUUUUGGACAACAUACAACGACUUACGUUUGACUAUCUCGAUGAACUGGAAAAGGAGCCCGAAGGGCCACCCAAGUUGACCAAAGCCCAGAAGAAGGCCAACAAAAAGGAGGCCAAGCGAUUGGCCGUUAUCGCGGAGAAGCGCCUUAUCAUGAGGGAUGCACUGAUGCGAGAACUGGAGAUAGGCAAGCGCAUGGAACAGCGCGGCAACGAUGAGUGGCACGAGCUGUGCCGCGAGAUCAAGAUAAAGGAGCUGAGGGAGGAAAUGAUCUCUUGGGGCGAACGCUCGGAGCGCCAGAUCGCCGCCAAGUCGGACCACAUUAAGAUGCUGCUGGAGGAUAUGACCCAGACGCAGGACCAGCACAUUCUCUGCUUCAGCAAGACGAUAGAGCUGGCUGACCACAUCAGCGACUGCUUUCACGUGAUGCUCGGCGGGCUAAGGACGAUGUACGCCCAGCAGGCGGACGAGAUGCUGCGCGACUACUACGACGAGGUGCGACGCCGCACCGAGGAAGUGGAGGCCAUGCAUCUGAACACGGACAACAUAAUCCAUGCCAGCAAUAUCAUCACGCGCGACCAGCUCAAGGAGGACUACAGCAUCUACUUAGAGCAGCGCGACGAUCGCGUCAACACAGAGAUCGAGAACAGGUUCCGCAUCCGAGACCAGGUAGCCAGCAGGAUGCUAGAGAUGCAGCAGCAGCUCAACGACUUCGUGGAGUCGCUGCGUAGCACCGAGCUGGAUGCCCAUAAGUACGAGAAAAUCAGCUGGCUUACCGAGCGCCAAGAGGCCUUCAUGGAGGAGUCGCGCAAGCUGAACGCCGAGGAGGCAAAGUACAUUAACAUGCAGGCGGAACUCCAUCGCGAGAUGGUGCGCAUAGAAACGGAGAACAACUCCACGCUGAACGACCUCCGCCUGGAGUUCCAGUACUUUACCAACGUGCGCAAGAAGAUCGAGCUCAACCAGGAGAUGGAUCGGAAUAUCACACACGAGAAGCUGCGCAUACUCACCGGCGAGUGCUACGAAUUGACCAAGCAAAUGGAGAAGCAUGUAAAGAGCGGGGAGCUACUCCUGGCCCUGUCGAUCACUUGCCGGAAGCUGCAGACCGAGGCGGAGAAGGUGAUCCUGGGCGGCGAGGUCUUCGACGAAACCGAAGUGCAGGAGGAUGAGCAGUUCAAGCUGCAGACCCUUAACCUACAGGAUCACGUGGACAUGACCGAGGAGCAGCUGGUAGAGCUCAACAAGAACAUGAAGCACUUUUGGAGACGCCAAGCGAUGGCCGAGGCCCAGAAUCUGCUGAUGCUCGAGGAGAAGCGUCGCCUCACCGAGGACAACCAGCGCUUGGUGGACUUCAUCAAGUCCAUGAGCGUCACAAAGGAUCCCGAGGAGCUGCGGUCGGCCAUGCAUGUGUUGACCUGCGAAAACCAACCCAUGCCACCAUUUGUCUUCCAGUCCAAGUGCCUGGAGUUCAAGUCCAAGAAGGUCUAUAAGUCGCCCAUGCUACAUAGGGAAAACAAGCAUGAGGCCGAGCGUAUUUUGAAGGGCGUGAUUAUGGAUUACUGAAACUAAACUCGUUGAACCACCCACAUAAAUUAACAUCAGUUCUAUGACUCUCGUUCCAUUAAAGCUAAUUUAAAAAGUAA
This is a messenger RNA of Drosophila kikkawai, 1787 nucleotides long. Its product is annotated as dynein regulatory complex subunit 2. The record is from RefSeq and is a predicted model, not a curated record. Gene Ontology annotation, cellular component: axonemal dynein complex; axoneme. NCBI's taxonomy places the organism in Eukaryota, Metazoa, Arthropoda, Insecta, Diptera, Drosophilidae. Gene Ontology annotation, biological process: regulation of cilium movement; cilium-dependent cell motility; axonemal dynein complex assembly.